AUGGCCGCCACUGCGACUGCGACCAAGUCGCUCAUCGGCGAAUCCGCUGCAUGGAGCGGCCUCAAGAAGAUGCCUGUGACUCGUGCCGCUGCUUCGCGGAAACUUGUCGUUCGUUCUCCUGCCAGAUCAUCAGUUUCUGUUCGUGCUGCUGCAGCUGCUCCCACACAUUUCCUCCAUAUUGACGACUUCGAUAAGGAUACCAUUCUCCACAUCCUCAACCGUGCCAAGGAAGUGAAAGCGAUAAUCAAGUCCGGCGACCGCUCAUACCAACCCCUAAAGGGUCACACCAUGUCGAUGAUAUUCACCAAGCCCUCCAUGCGCACGCGGGUGAGCUUCGAGUCGGGCUUCUUCCUGCUGGGCGGCCACGCACUCUACCUCGGCCCCGACACCAUCCAGCUGGGCAAGCGCGAGGAGACGAGGGACAUCAGCCGCGUCAUCAGCGGAUACAACGACAUCAUCAUGGCUCGCCUCUUUGCACACCAGGACAUCAUCGACCUGGCCAAGUAUUCGAGCGUCCCUGUGGUGAACGGGCUGACGGAUUACAACCACCCAUGCCAGAUCAUGGCGGAUGCGCUCACCAUCAUUGAACACCUGGGGCAGAUCGAAGGCAUGAAGGUGGCCUAUGUGGGCGAUGGCAACAACAUAGUGCACAGCUGGCUGCGCCUGGCAGCAGUCAUCCCCAUGCACUUCGUGUGCGUGUGCCCCAAGGGGUUCGAGCCCGAUGCCGCCACAGUAGAACACGCGAGAGCAGCAGGGCUCAGCACGAUCGAGAUUACCAAUGACCCUGUGGAAGGGGUGAAGGGCAGCAACGUGGUGUACACGGACGUGUGGGCGAGUAUGGGGUAUAAGGAGGAGGCUGAGACGCGGAAGACGACUUUCCAAGGCUUCCAGGUGUGUGAGGGGGAGGGAGAGGGGAGGGAGAGGGGGGAACGGGGAGGGAGGGGAGGGGAGGGGAGGGGAGGGGAAGCAUUGUAA
Molecule: messenger RNA, 975 nt
Organism: Closterium sp. Naga37s-1
Lineage: Eukaryota; Viridiplantae; Streptophyta; Zygnematophyceae; Desmidiales; Closteriaceae
Source: the annotation of a GenBank genome assembly